CUGUGCUCACAGUCAAACUCGAUCGGCCGUCGCAGCAAGUUCGCGAGUUCGAGCAGCGGCGCACAGCGAUAAAAAAUAGCAGCAAGAAAAGUCGCUGACGCCGAGGGCGGCUCCUUUUUUGGCUUCGAGUACAAAAAAAAAAAGGGCGCGCGAGUGGAGUUUCGCGAUUAGCGGAUCUUGAUCCUAGACGAACUAGUUUUUAGAUUGCGCAAUUCCGCGUAAAUCGCGAAAAAGCAACUGUUUAAGUGCGCGUCGUCGAGUGAAAUUCGAUAGCAAAAGGCAAAACGACAAUCGGCGGCUCUGAAAAGCCGUUUUAAAAUACAAAAACAACAAAAAUAUAUAAGAAAACUGAAAAGCAACUAACAUGGCGACCGUCGCCUGCGUUCGCUGCGCCCAACAAAAACAAAAGCAACAACAACAGCAAAAUGGGGCGCAGGCGCAGCAGCAGCGACGCAACAGUCCGCGGAUUCUUCACAUUUACUGCGCGUGGGCGUUGAUCACUCUUUUGGCCGCCAGUGCCGCCGCCAUGGUCCAAAGUGCAGCGGUCUUUGGUGAUCUGCUGUCCCAUCCAACUUUCAAGCCACUUUGCAGUGCCCAGCACGAGCACUUCAUCGAGAGCGAAGGCAAAGAAUCUAGUCUCAUCAUCGAACUGAAGCCGGGCUCGUAUGGAGCGGAGUAUCCCUCCUGUUCCCGCAUCCUCAGUGCCCCGCCCAACUAUGGCUUCAUAGUGCGCCUCAUCCUGCCCAAAUUGCGGCACAGCCCGCCUCUGGAUGCGGCCACCACCAGGAGUCCGCCCACGAACAUCAUGGCCGCAGCGGCAGGGAGCAGCAACUCAUCCAAACUCCGGCGCACUGCCAAAUCCGGCGGAGUGAUGGAGUCCUCCAUCCCGCUAAACUCAACGAAGGGCAUCGUCUCAUCCACAAAUUCCCGGGUUGUGGGACGCACCUGCCCCCUGAACAUUUUCAGCUCGCUGGACCCGCACACGCCCCAGUGGCGAGUGGAUCCCUGCCAGCUGGAGGACACCGCCUCGGAGAUGGAGGACCCGGUGAGGCUCUUCCACGGUCGCGUCAAGAUCGUCUGGGAGCACGGCAAGCACUCGCUGCGCUCCAAGCUGAUGGUCACCGUUCUGGGCAAGGGCGAGCAGUGCAAGGAUGGCAGCAAGCACCAGUGCUUGAAGAUCGGCGAUGAGCCCAUUCUGUGCAUCUCCAAGGAGCUGGCCUGCGACGGGAUCCGGCAUUGUCCUUACAGCAACGAGUACGACAGCGAUGAGGACUACGAGCUGUGCUCGAAGCAGCGUCGCCCGGGAGCUGGCCACCUGCCCGCCGGCCUGGAGUCGGAUCUCUUCGAGCAGUUCGCCCUGGAAGUGUUCCGCAAUCUGUUUGCCAACGAUGCGCCCACGGCACCGGAGGAUUUGCCGCGCAACGGGAGCGAUGGAGGAGCCGGCGGCUUGGAUAACUCGACGGCCACGUCGACGACCACGUUGCGCAAAGUGCACACCAAAGACAUGAAGAAGCCGGGCGGCGAUGGGUCGCCCAACUCCAUUGGGCCCAGUUUGUCGACGGAGGGAGAGCUGCAGCGGCCGGAAAACGAUACGGCCGAGAUGGGAGCGGGCACGGGAGCGGGAAGCGGCUUCACCCGCCGCAACUCGACGCGAUCCGGCCUGCACUCGGACCUCUCGAAGUACGGGCCCUGGGGCUACCUGAUGCUCGGCAUGCUCCUGUGCGGCGGAGCCCUGCUCAUCUGCGGCCUCUGGGUUCUGUGUUGUCGCUUGAGCUCUCACAUUGAAUCCAUACGUUCUGUUGCAGCCUCCGCAUCGCAGCAUGCGGUCAACAAUGAGCGGGAGGCGGCGCUGGCCGCUGCCAAUGGAGGAGCAGGUGGUGGCCAGGACCACCUGGGCGCCACCUCGCCGCCGAAUUACGAGGAGCUGGAUCCACCGCCGGCCUACUCGGUGCUCUUUCCCAACCAAAAGGCAGCCAGCAGCACCACCCUGAAUCUGGAUGCAGCGGCAGCAAGUACAACAACUGCAGCAGCAGCAGCGGCAGCAGCAGCAGCGGCAGCAACAGCAGCAGCAACAGCUCUGGCAGGAGCAACACCCAGCGAUAUCCCGCAGCACCAACAGCAGCAACAGCAACAGCAACAGCAACAGGAACAGCCAACGAACUAGCUCGUAAGCCUGACAAGCAGGUGCAGCACCUGAAUAAAACUUAGUUCAUAAGAUACGCAACAUCACUCUGACUGACUCUGAUGCAAUUAGCUUAUAAAACCAAUUUAGUGAUAGCUUUAAGUGUGACUCUAUGUUAAAUGUUUGACUAUAUUAUGCUAACGAUUUACGAUUUACGAUUUACCAAUCCAGCCGUCCUGUCAACGCCGCUGUCGCCUUGGGCAGAUGGCAGACCCAAUUAGUAGCUUCCGAUAAUUGAAAAUGUAAUAAUAAUAAUGAUGAUUGUAAAAAAACAAAAACAAACACUGCAGCUGCAGCAGCAUUAACUGACGAAUCGACUAACUUUUGUAAUUCUGUUAAUUUAAAAUUUAAUGUGAUAUAAAUUUAAAACUGAAUAAAAAGCAAAGUGUUUAAGUA
Drosophila elegans is the source of this 2578-nucleotide messenger RNA. RefSeq lists its product as uncharacterized. The coding region runs from base 365 to 2164 and encodes 599 amino acids. Gene Ontology annotation, biological process: mRNA 3'-end processing. Gene Ontology annotation, molecular function: RNA polymerase II complex binding. The transcript is spliced from 5 exons. Gene Ontology annotation, cellular component: RNA polymerase II, holoenzyme. The record is from RefSeq and is a predicted model, not a curated record. NCBI's taxonomy places the organism in Eukaryota, Metazoa, Arthropoda, Insecta, Diptera, Drosophilidae.